This is a messenger RNA of Plectropomus leopardus (leopard coralgrouper), 7891 nucleotides long. RefSeq names its product coiled-coil serine-rich protein 1 (gene ccser1). The record is from RefSeq and is a predicted model, not a curated record. Lineage: Eukaryota; Metazoa; Chordata; Actinopteri; Perciformes; Serranidae.
AACAUUGGCGUCAGCGCAACACAAGGUGCUACCUCAGUACGAUUUCACUAACCAUUGUGCGCUCCUACAUCUCCUCAUGUAGGUUUACAGUAACUCGCGUGGCCACAGAGCGAAGAUAUAUUCAGCUGUUUCUGCCCCGAGCAGCGUCGGUGGAGACUCCGGGAAUCCGCUGAAGAGUGCCCCACUGCCUCAACUUCUAGAUGGGUGAAUCAGGCUCCCGCCGUUCCACACUGGUGUCCCGCCUGCCAAUCUUCCGCCGCAGCAGCAGUAAAAGGCAGGACUCUCUUCCCUCCUCUCCGUCUUCAGGUGGACAGGGUAAUGGGGUCCACACCUCCUCUCCCUCCAGCACCAACUCCAGUUCUGGCAGUACGGGGAAACGCCGGAGCCUUUUCCGCACUCCAUCUCUCAGUUUCUCUGCUAAACGAAAUAGUGAUCCACGUGUUCAGCCUAUCAACCUCAACCUCACACCCCCGCUGACACAGAGCACUGACGCAAAUGGAAAUAACCAGCAGACGAUAACGACGUCAACGUCAACGGGAUUCAGUGAAGGUGGUGGGCGCCCAAAGUCGCGCCACUCAUUUGGGUUUGGCAGCCAUAAGCAAAAGAAAAUCACACGCUCUCAGACAGAGGAUUUUGAAAAAGCUUCUUCUUCCUCCUCCACAGCCAAUCGAAAUGUGUUUAUAAACUGUAUCAGUGGCUCAGGGGCCAAUGAGGGCGACGACUCUGGGUUCCUCGAUGACUACAGUGGGGGCAGUAAUAACAAUAAACGGUCGUCGCGGAAGAAACAGCUACUGCCCAAAUCUUUCUCUGCUCACCACCGCUUCUCCCGCACCUCUGAUCACCACAGACCUCCAGAAGUGAAUCUGGAACCUCCGAGCUCCACAACCGUAACUCCGGGAACAGGAGGGCUCACCCCGGGGUCGUGGCCAGGCGAGCUGCUCGGUGCCGGCGGUGAGAGCUCACUACAGUCCCCUAUGAUAUCAGAGGACCGAACCACAGCCAUCACUCCUUCAGAGUUCAUCCCCAUCACGGAGGACUCUGUAUCUGAGGUGGACGCUCUGCCAGCUCCCAGUCCUGGAUCUGGUUUAACCCCAGGACUGGCCUCUGUGCCUGGGCUGGCUAUUGAUGCAGCUCCACCUGAACCUUCAUGUGUUCCAGAGAGCUUCAGUGUCGCUGUCUCUACCUCCCAGGUUUUCUUCACUCCGGCCCAGUCCAGUGCUGAAAAACCUUUACUCCCCGACACCAGCACAGCAAACAACACAGACUAUGAGACUGCCAUUUCCCUCUCGGAGCCUGAGACAGCUGUACCCUGCCUACCUCUGCGGGAACAAUCACUGGAAGAGAGGAAGGAGAGGGAGGAAGAGAGAGAGGAAGCGAGGCAUGAGGUGGCAGCCGCGGAGAGGAAGAAGAUGGUGGAGGAGCGGAAGGCAGGUUACCACACAGAGACCACAAGUGAGAGCGAGGCAUGUGUGGUACGCAGUGAGGGUUGUCACUCUAACCCAGAGCAGUCAGAAAGGAGGCCGAGAAACACGCGCUCCAUUCAAGAAAGAGGAAGCUUCUGUGGCUGCCACGAACCGAGGUCCUCUCAUCUGAGGAAACCACAUGCAGCCUCUCUGUGUAGCAGUGUCAGCCCCUAUCAUGAGGUGAUGCGGAUGGAAAGGCGCCUUCGCUCCUCGUCUGAGGGGGCUGGUGGGCCUCGUAUCCAUGGAAACCACAGAGAUGCCCCUGGCAUGGAAGGAUGUGGUCUGCUCAAACACAGGAACAACUCCUCAUCAUCCAAACUGGGAAGUCUGGAUGUGCUGAACAACCUGGGUUCAUCAGAGCUGGAUGAAGAUGACCUUAUGUUAGACUUGGACCUUUCUGAUGAUCAGCGACAUCGACAUGUGUCCAGAGAAGACUCAAGCCAGUCCCUGGCCUCCUGUCUCAACCUGCUACCCUCCCCCAUGGACCCAUCAGGUGAUCGCAUCCCAGGGAAGGAAAACACUCAGAGGGAGCCCUGCCGGCCGACCAGCCUGUUGCCUGCUGACUGGAGCUCGGGGCUGGGUUUGGGAAGGGAAGAUGAGCCUUUACCUCCGGGACUGGAGACCCUUCCACUCCGACUGAUGCAGCAGGACUGCACUGCUGUCAAAACCCUGCUUUUAAGACUGAGACGGACGCUGCAGGAGAGCACAGAGACGAGUCCUGCCAGCAGCCUCCAGUCUCUACCCAUCAGCCCCUGCAGUGAAAAGUCUCUUCCAUUUAAGGAACCUGGCAGAGAGGAGGCCUUGCUGCAACAACUGAGAGAAAAAGAUGAACUGAUUCUCAGACUGCACAGUGAACUGGAGAGUGCCAAAGCUGCCCUGAAGAUGAAAGACUGCCAAAUGACUGACCGCGCAACGCAGACAGAGCACAUGGGGCCAGAGAUCAGUCAUCCAGGCCGGUGGUCAGGACUAGGCAGCAGCAGCAGCCUGGUUUCAAGGGACCGAAGAGCAGCACGGGGUGUGGGGGCAGCACUCGGAGGGGACCUCUGUAACCAGCACCUCCCCCACCACUAUCCACCUCUGCAUGGCCGACCUCCUGCUUCGGAACGACACGCUGCCAGGGAGGAGCGCCACUGCCAGGGAGUCUUGGCACAGCCCACAGCCCGUAACCCUGCUCCAAAUCUGGCUCAGGGCUCCUCCAACUCGUCCUGUGCCACUUCUGCAGUGUCAGCCCAAUCCUCACUUACUACUCCAGCCCAGCUUCAAGUUUCACACCCGGGCCUUAGUCCAAAUCAAUGCCCAGGCUCCGGCUCAGCAGCUGCUAAUCACACCGCAGUUCCAUCUCUGUCCUCCAGGCUGCCAGAGGGGGUGUCCUCCUCUUCUGAGUCCUUAAUUUCAGGAGGAGGAGGAGGAGGGGUGAGUCUGUCAGUUGGUGCGAGAAGAGGAGGAGGAGAGCACCAUCCCCCUAGCCAUAUCCCUCGUGCAGUCGGAGCCAGCGCCUCCUCAAGUCUCCACAGUCUUGCAAGCAGAGGGAGCCCCUCCCCAAGCAUUUCAUCAUCCAUCCAAGCCUCCCCUCCACCUGCUACUCCUUCCUCAGCCUCCUCUUCCUCCUCAUCCUCCACGUUUACGGGUCGUUUAGGACAACCACCUCGAGGCCCUCUUUCUCUGCAUAGCUACAGUCGUAAAAACGUCUUCCUCCAACAUUCCCUACAGACUGCUGAACUGCAAGCUCUGACGCAGAGAGACAGCUGAGAGCACACACUCAUUUACACCAUCCAUAUUGACUCGAGCCACAAAAUGUGUGACUUUUUAGAGAAACUGCUGCUCCUUCAAUACAAGUUGCUUGAGUUUCACUGUCCCAGUUCCCUGUGAAUCCAUCAACAACACGCGCUUACAAUCAUGCCUGUCUCUCUUCACAAUCCAGACCAAACCUUCGCUGACAUUUUGUUCUUAGAUUUGCUCGCUUAAACACACUCAUAUGCAAGGUCACACACACAUAUCAGGCUGUGAGUAUGAAAAAGGCACUCACCCGUCUGUCAGAACUCCCACAUUGUGUCAUGCUGACAGUUUAGAUGUGCUUACGCCCACAGAUGCAAAGUGCACCAAGACUCAUAUCCAUGCACACAUACAGAUCACAGUCACACACACUUACACAAAGAUACACACUCUCACACAGAGACAUCAUCUGCGAUAUGGCCGCCUCACAAUCUGCACAAAGAGCAAGGCGUUUAAACUGGAGGCAGAGGUAAGAUUUGUAUGUGUGUUGUGAAAGAUUAUUUUUUAUCCAUUUAUUUGAUCAUUUUUAAAAGUUAAACCAUGUGCUGCUUAAUGAACUAUGGGACUGACCAUCAUUUGCGCUGAUAAGGAUAUACUCUCACAUUGCCAAAUCCUCCAUCAGAUCAACUCCUCAUUCCUUGAUGUCUGCUGACACAAGUGCAAAUGAGAAAACAUCCACAUCCACGACCCUUUUACUGCAUGCUUUUUAAAACUGGAGAAUACAGGUGAGCAUUUUAUGCCGCAACAGGAUCUGGGUGACUUUUAAAGUCUUUUAAUAACGUUUCAGUAUCAACUCUCAAGAAGGGAAAAAAAACAUGCCAAAACCUCUGACCAAAAGCCUGUUGAGUGUUUUGAGAAGUAAAUGUUUAUCCUUCUGCUCACAUACACCAACCAGCCACAACAUUAAGACCACUGACAGGUGGGAAAUGCACCAGGGUGUUGUCCGUGGAUCCUUUGAGACCUGUGGGUUUAAAGGUGAAGCCUCCAUGGAUCACACUUAUUCUGGCGGGGCCCACAGAUGCGAUUGAAUUGGGAUUUGGGGAAUUGAGAGGCUAGGUUGACAGCCUGAGCAGUUUUUGUGGGGUGGUAUGGUGCAUUGUCCUGGUAGGAGGGGCCACUGCCACCAGGGACUGCCGUUGCCAUGAGGGGGUUUGCUUGAUCUGCAACAGUGGGCGGAUGGAGUGUGUCAAGUGGCGUCUGCAUGAAUACCAGAUUUCUUAGCAGAACAUUACAUUGUAAUCAGAGGAUCAGUGUAAUUCACUUCACCUGUCACUGGUUUUAAUAUUUUGGCUGAUCGGUGUACAGUAUGUAUGACAUUUGAAGUACUUUUGGCUUAAUACUGGACCACUUUUUUCAUAGGAAUACAAUGUUGCAAUAUUACCCACAUUAUAUACAAGAGAAAUGUGUAUCUGCAGUGUUAGAUUAGUACAGUACAAUACAUGAAGAGUUCAUUCUAAAAUGAGAGAUCUGCUGUUUGUUUGGCAUUCAUAAUGACAAAAGUACAUGUCAGUAACUCUGCUGAACCCUCCGCUUACAAAAUCCAAACACAUCAGACAAUGAGAUAGAGCAGAGCAAGAUUUCUAAGAUUUGGCAAAGCAAGCAUUAUGUAUUUUUUUCCUAAAUGGGGAAAAACAGUAUCAGUUUUUUGGAAUGAAGCACUUCAUAUCUUCUUUAGGGCUGGGUAUGGAGCUGGGAUACCUACUGGUGUUUUGCAAAAUGACAGAAUCAAUAUCCAUUUUAAGAUUCAAAAGGAAAAAUGUUUCAAAUGAUGGCAUUACAGUUAGCUGACACGUUUUCUAUGACAGUUUUACUGACGCAUCAAUUGAGUAGAAUCUGAUUCUGCCUAGGGGAACAUGUGACGAGACAAGUAUUGCACAGAAAAUUGUUUACUUGAUCAAAUAAUGAAAAGAAAGAUACAGAAAACAUGAUUUUAUACAAACAACCCCAUUUGGAAAAGCAUCAGCACUGAGUGUUUCCACUGAUACCCAGUCCUUAUAUGCUAGCCUUCUUUUAUCUUCCCGACUGCAGAUGCGUUGAUGUUUUACCUAACGAGAUGGCAUUUGGUAUAAUAAGGCCAGCAAUUAUGUUGUUUUUUUGGACUGUAGACUCAAACCUUUUGAUUGAGAUUUAUAUCGUAACUGCCAUGACCUGCUAAGUUGUACAUUAUUCACACUUCGGGGACAAAACAUGUCACAAUUUGAUAAGUGAAAAAACUCUUUAAAAAGUUUUUUUUUUUAUUUGUGAACAACUGGGCUGCGUAACAGCCUCUUCAAUCUGCCACUGUUGAAGAUAUUUGCUCUGUUGAGUAGAAUAGACUGCAGAACAGCCCUUUUCUUUCCACACAGGCUUUGGGGUAAACAAAUCUUAUAAUGUCAACCAGGAGGCGGGAGCCUGCUCUGCUGCUAAGUACAGGCCAGAAGUUCACAGCUCCCGGCGUCUGCACAAAAUGUUAGAUUCUGGAAAAGUUGUUGACCUUGUCUGUCUCUAAACGGCACCUGGCUUUAGGGAGGGUGUAUAGAUUGUGUGUGUGUGUGUGGGUGUGUGUGUGUGUGUGUGUAUGUGUGGGUGUUGUAAUGCACACGUCGUGAGGCAAAGACCAGAUAGAGGUGAAGAAAAGCCUGCAGGAAGACAGCUCUGCUCCCACUGGUGGAAACUACGUCUCUCCCUCUGGUCUGUUUUACAUGAACACAAAUUCCUCUCUUUUCAUCCCUUUUUCCCCCUCUGUCUCUUCUCUGUCCUUAUUUCUUUCUGCAUUUUCCAUCUAUCCCCUCCUCCAUCUCUCCCUAUACAUUUCCCUCCCUCUGUCUCCCAGCAUUCAACGCUACUGCAUGCCAACUCAGUAGCUCCUUUUGUACCUCUUUACAAUCCAUUAUCUUUCUUCUCCCACUAUCAUGUCCCAGGUUUCUCCUUCCCUCUAUCUCUCUCCCCGGAUCAGUGUACUUACCCAGAGCUUGUAUUGUCAUACAGUGUAUCGGUAACAGACUCUGUUGCAGUGGCUCUCAGUCCUGGGCAUUGGGGCCUGAUUUUCAUUCCAGCUGUCUAAUCAGGGAGUCAUUUUACACCUGGUGAAUGCAAUUAACUACCUGGUAGUGUAGACGGCCAGCAGUAAUGUGGCUCCGGAGGACCUGGACUGAGAGCGGCAGCUCUAAUGUGAACUAAACAUUCCCUGCUUGGUUUGUUUACACACAGAGGGUGACAAUGCUGCGUUGCUGGCUGACCUUAAGAAAUACUUUUUACAUCCCUCGUCAACGCAGGCAUCGUAAUGUCAUUGACACUUUGUGAAAUGUCAUAAGGGAGUGUUUGGUUCUGUUUGCACUGCCCACUCAGAUUUAAUUUUUUUAAACAGCUGUGGUUGUUUCAGCUGUGUUAAUCAAGCUGCAACCUACGGGGCUUAGAAAUUAAUUCAACUCGAAAGCACAGACUGUGUAAAAUAAUGGUCAUAGCUACCGUAAUGUUACCCAUUGGUUUGUGGACUGCUGUUUUGAAACCUCAAGUUUGGCAUUUCAGCCACCCCCAUCCUAAUUUUUUCAACAUUCAUGACUACUGUAUGCAGGGGGGUGAAUUUUUAUAUAACCCACCUGUUUAAAUUUUAUUAAGACUUAAAGUUCUGCAUAAUUAAGGCCAUGGCAGGCUCUCUGUGAGGUGUCACUACAGUCUGUGAGUCAGAUCCACCCUUGGCUCCUCCACAGCUCCAACCUCUCAUCCAAAUUCUGGCUUUAAAGAUCCAAGAUGGCAACUGGCAAAUAACCAAACACAAGGCUUCAAAAUGGGAGUCCACAAACCAAUGAGUGAUGUCAUUGUGGCUCCGUCCAUUUUAUACAAUCUGUGGUUCAAAGUGGGAAGUCAGAAAGGUGGGCUGCUGGUUAAGAGACAUAUCAUGAAAGGGAAAGAGCCACAUCUGAGACGGCAGUUCAAAUGUGGCUCUGAGGUUUUAUGAAGACAUAUCUGCCUGUGUAAUUGUAAGAGUGAACUGAAAUUGAAAAUUUUACUGCUAAGAAAACAGGGGUCUGCAAUAGAAAAGUGGGCACACCUCACAAACCUCAAUCCUUCAUUUUACUUGGCAGCAUGUUGUGCAUUUAAGACCCAUUUAUUUGUUGGGAAGUUAUUUAUUGUUUUCUGCCUUAUUUAUAUUUAUUGCCAUAGAAUCAGUUUCCUAAAAGCAUCUUGACACUAACUAAUAAAGAUAGUGGUCAUGACAUGACAAUUAUAAUAAUCAUGAAGUUUUCUUAUUAUAAUUGUAAUGAAUUACAGAUAUUACGCUGUGCUAGCUUUUUAAUGUGCUUACUGUAGUUAUUAUUUUUCCUUCACAAAUUUCUGUAAUAAUGAAAUUGAGCUGUAUAAUUGUACAUAAAUUAUUAUAACUGUUGAUGUUCACUGUUCAUGAUCACAAUCUGUUUGUGCUCACAUAAAUGACUCUUAAAGGGACAGUUCACACCAAAAUCAAUCAUAUAUUUUCUUACCUGUAAUGCUAUUUAUAAAACCAGAUUGUUUGGGUCUGAGUUGCUAAGUGUUUGAGAUAUCAGCUGUAAAGAUGUCUGCCUUCCUUUGCAUUAAAUGCAACCAGAUCGCACUCGGCUUGUUGUGCUACAGGAGUAAAAAAAAAUUGAAAAUUUUGUUGAAAAACUCAACAGCAGUGUCUCUUUCCAGAAAUCAUU